CCAGGCGCCGUCGGCCGCCGCCGCCGCCGCUGCGCCCCGCUCCGCUCCGCUCCGCUCCGCGCCCCGCUCCGCGCCCGCCGCCGCCGCCGCCGCCGCCCAGGAGAGCUCGCAGAGGAGGGAUCGCCCGGCACCCCCCCACCCCGCCCCGGCCCCCCAGGCGCCCCCCUGACCCGGUCCGGCCCGGGAUGCUGCGUGGAGCUGAGCACUGAGGCGGGCGCCAUGGGGCGCGCGUCGUAGCCCCCCCGCCGUGGCCUCCCUGCGCGUGGCACCGGUGGCGGAGCCCACUCGGUCGGUGCUGAGCGCUCCUUGAUGGAAUUGCGGUGAAUGGAACAGAAGCCCAGCACCCUGGACCCGCUGUCGGAGCCAGAGGACACCCGGUGGCUGGAUGGCAAGCGCAAAAGAAAGAGCAGCCAAUGUUUGGUGAAGAGCAGCAUGUCAGGGUACAUCCCUAGUUACCUGGACAAAGAUGAACAGUGCGUGGUGUGCGGGGACAAAGCCACCGGCUACCACUACCGCUGCAUCACCUGCGAGGGCUGCAAGGGUUUUUUCCGUCGGACCAUCCAGAAGAACCUGCACCCCACCUACUCCUGCAAGUACGAUGGCUGCUGCGUCAUCGACAAGAUCACCCGCAACCAGUGCCAGCUCUGCCGCUUCAAGAAGUGCAUCUCCGUGGGCAUGGCCAUGGACCUGGUGCUGGAUGAUUCGAAGCGGGUAGCGAAGCGGAAGCUGAUUGAGGAGAACCGGGAGCGACGGCGGAAGGAGGAGAUGAUCAAGUCGCUGCAGCAUCGCCCCAACCCCAGCGCGGAGGAGUGGGAGCUGAUCCACGUGGUGACGGAGGCCCAUCGCAGCACCAACGCCCAGGGCAGCCACUGGAAGCAGAAGCGGAAAUUCCUGCCCGAGGACAUUGGCCAGUCGCCCAUGGCCUCCAUGCCCGACGGGGACAAAGUCGACCUGGAGGCGUUCAGCGAGUUUACAAAAAUCAUCACCCCGGCCAUCACCCGCGUGGUCGACUUUGCCAAAAAACUGCCCAUGUUUUCGGAGCUGCCUUGCGAAGACCAGAUCAUCCUGCUGAAGGGCUGCUGCAUGGAGAUCAUGUCGCUGCGGGCGGCCGUGCGCUACGACCCCGAGAGCGAGACGCUGACGCUGAGCGGGGAGAUGGCCGUCAAGCGGGAGCAGCUCAAGAACGGCGGCCUCGGCGUCGUCUCCGACGCCAUCUUCGACCUGGGCAAGUCCCUCUCUGCCUUCAACCUGGACGACACCGAGGUGGCCCUGCUCCAGGCCGUGCUGCUCAUGUCCUCAGACCGGACGGGGCUGAUCUGCGUGGAGAAGAUCGAGAAGUGCCAGGAGACGUACCUGCUGGCCUUCGAGCACUACAUCAACUACCGCAAACACAACAUUCCCCACUUCUGGCCCAAGCUGCUGAUGAAGGUGACGGAUCUGCGGAUGAUCGGCGCCUGCCACGCCAGCCGCUUCCUGCACAUGAAGGUGGAGUGUCCCACCGAGCUCUUCCCCCCCCUCUUCCUCGAGGUCUUCGAGGACCAGGAGGUGUAGGGCUGCCCCACACACACACACACACACACACACACACACACACACACACCCCAUGGCCCCCCCCCUCGCUCCUUACCCCUGCUCUGCCCACUCUUCCCCCCCCCCCCCACCUUCCAAAUUUUUAUUAUCCCCGCCCCCCCCAA
This is a messenger RNA of Chroicocephalus ridibundus (black-headed gull), 1694 nucleotides long. RefSeq names its product thyroid hormone receptor alpha (gene THRA). The record is from RefSeq and is a predicted model, not a curated record. Gene Ontology annotation, molecular function: RNA polymerase II cis-regulatory region sequence-specific DNA binding; zinc ion binding; nuclear receptor activity. Lineage: Eukaryota; Metazoa; Chordata; Aves; Charadriiformes; Laridae. The transcript has 10 exons. Bases 325 to 1551 code for a protein of 408 amino acids. Gene Ontology annotation, biological process: negative regulation of transcription by RNA polymerase II; positive regulation of transcription by RNA polymerase II; retinoic acid receptor signaling pathway.